AUGGCCCCCCGCGAGAUAUACAAUGUUGUCAAACUUGUGCCUAAGCCAGGCAAAUUCAACCAGGUCGUGGAAGCCUUCAAGGCAUUCUCCCAACACAUUGAGCACAACGAACCAGACACUCAGAUCUAUUUUGCGCUUCAGUCAAACGACAGUGAUGAGUUGAUUUUCGUCGAAAAAUACAAAGAUGGCGAUAGCCUCAAGGCACACGCAGCAUCGCCCGAGUUUAAGCAAUUCGCCAAGGCAAUUGGGUCUUGUCUGGCCCAGCCUCCAGAUCUGAAAGGUGCUUCGUUUGUUGCUGGGUUUGAGGGUAGAUCGAAGCUUUAG
Molecule: messenger RNA, 324 nt
Organism: Aspergillus sclerotioniger CBS 115572
Lineage: Eukaryota; Fungi; Ascomycota; Eurotiomycetes; Eurotiales; Aspergillaceae
Product: putative quinol monooxygenase
Exons: 3
Coding region: 1-324 (107 amino acids)
Source: RefSeq, a predicted model, not a curated record